Phragmites australis (common reed) is the source of this 1828-nucleotide messenger RNA. RefSeq names its product cytokinin dehydrogenase 7-like. The coding region runs from base 97 to 1719 and encodes 540 amino acids. Gene Ontology annotation, biological process: cytokinin metabolic process. Gene Ontology annotation, molecular function: FAD binding; cytokinin dehydrogenase activity. Lineage: Eukaryota; Viridiplantae; Streptophyta; Magnoliopsida; Poales; Poaceae. The record is from RefSeq and is a predicted model, not a curated record. The transcript is spliced from 3 exons.
UCCUUCUAGCAUCUCUGUAGUCUCUACUCACCUAAGCAGCCAAGUCUCUCAAUUCAAUCUCAUCACCUCCAAGUGCAUUGCUACAGCAAGAGAAGCAUGGCAAGAAAUAGUUUCCUGCCAUUCGCCAUCCUUAGUAGCUUCUUCUCCGUCGUCACUGGCCAACUCCAGACACUGCCGGCAGCGGCUAGUGGCCUUCCUGCUGAUCUGUUCGGCAUAGGUAUCGCGUCGAGGAUCCGAACAGACCGCAACUCGACGGCGAAGGCCUCGACGGACUUUGGCCGCAUGGUCGAGGCCGCGCCGGAGGCCGUCCUCCACCCGGCCACGCCAACCGACAUCGCUGAGCUCAUCCGGUUCUCGGCCUCCUCGCCGGUGCCGUUCCCCGUGGCGCCGCGAGGGCAGGGCCACUCCUGGCGCGGCCAGUCGCUCGCCCCGGGCGGCGUGGUCGUCGACAUGCGCUCGCUGGGGCGCGGUCACCGCGCGCGCAUCAACGUGUCCGCGGCCGGCGCGGAGCCGUACGUCGACGCCGGCGGCGAGCAGCUGUGGAUCGACGUCCUCCGCGCGACGCUGAAACACGGCCUCGCUCCGCGCGCGUGGACGGACUACCUUCGCCUCACCGUGGGCGGCACGCUCUCCAACGCCGGCAUCGGCGGGCAGGCGUUCCGGCACGGCCCGCAGAUCGCCAACGUGCACGAACUCGACGUUGUCACCGGAACGGGUGAGAUGGUGACAUGCUCCCGGGACAAGAACUCGGACCUGUUCAUGGCGGCUCUGGGCGGAUUGGGUCAAUUCGGGGUCAUAACCCGGGCCCGGAUCCAGCUCGAACCGGCCCCAACGCGUGUGCGUUGGGUCCGACUCGCCUACUCGGACGUGGUCACAUUCACCAAGGACCAAGAGCUUCUCGUAACAGUAACAGAUGGGGCUAGCGAAACCGGGUUCGACUACGUGGAAGGUCAAGUCCAGCUCAACCGGUCCUUGGCCGAAGGUCCCAAGUCAACGCCAUUCUUCUCUGGCUCCGAUCUCAAUAGGCUCGCCGGGCUCGCUUCGCGGACUGGGUCCGGCGCAAUCUACUACAUUGAAGGCGCCAUGUACUACGAUGAGGACACCGCUACAUCUGUGGACCAGAAAAUGGAGGCAUUGCUAGAGCAACUAAGCUUCGAGCCGGGGUUUGUGUUCACCAAGGACGUGACGUACGUGCAGUUCCUCGACCGCGUGAGGCAAGAGGAGAGGCUGCUCCGGUCAGCCGGCGUGUGGGAAGUGCGGCACCCAUGGCUGAACCUCUUCAUCCCCGGGUCACGCAUCCUCGACUUCGACACCGGUGUAUUCAAGGGCCUCCUCAGGGACGGCAGCCCGGCCGGGGUCAUCCUCAUGUACCCCAUGAACAAGGACAGGUGGGACAGCCGGAUGACGGCGGUGACCCCGACCGCCGGCGAGGACGUGUUCUACGCCGUGGGGCUGCUCUGGUCGGCGUUGUCCGUGGACGAUGCGCAGCGGCUAGAGAGGGACAACGAGUCGGUGCUGGCCUUCUGUGAUCAGGCAGCCAUCGGAUGCAAGCAGUACCUGCCGCACCACACGUCUCAAGAAGGGUGGCGGCAACAUUUCGGGGCCAAGUGGGGCAGGAUCGCCGAGCUGAAGGCAACGUAUGAUCCUCACGCGAUACUGUCGCCGGGGCAGAGGAUUUUCCCAUCGGCAGCGGAGGCCGUUGGCAUUGCGUCUGCGUGAUUGGCCUUUUUUUGGCAAUCCUGAAGCAGAGGGAAAUGAUCUUCGCAUGUAGAAGUAGAACGUAUACGAUAGGUGUUUCAUAGGUAGGAGUCCAUCUCCGCAUUCUUCC